This is a messenger RNA of Betta splendens (Siamese fighting fish), 1401 nucleotides long. It is a transcript of the gene rpusd1, whose product is annotated as RNA pseudouridine synthase domain containing 1. Bases 171 to 1100 code for a protein of 309 amino acids. The transcript has 6 exons. NCBI's taxonomy places the organism in Eukaryota, Metazoa, Chordata, Actinopteri, Anabantiformes, Osphronemidae. Gene Ontology annotation, molecular function: RNA binding; pseudouridine synthase activity. Gene Ontology annotation, biological process: pseudouridine synthesis. The record is from RefSeq and is a predicted model, not a curated record.
GCACAGCCCAGUGACAGGGGGCGCUGUAGCACAGUCACAGCACGUUGUAUUCCGAGGUGUCAAAGCAUAGAAGAAGAAGAGCCGGAAGCGCAGGACACCGCUCAUGCUUGUGUUUACAUCUACGUUUUCACGUGAAAUGGCGGCAUGACACGUGCCGAUUGACCGUUGCAAUGAUGACCACAGAACCUGCCAACCUUGAUAGCCUGCAGGUGUUGUACCAGAGUGAUGACUACAUUGUGGUAGACAAGCACUGGGACAUUCGUAUUGACAGCAAGAUGUGGUACGAGAAACACACAGUGCAGGCCCAGCUUAGACACUGCUUUCCCCACCUAGCAGACCCCAGCACCUACUAUGGAUUCAGGUUCUGUCAUCAGUUGGAUUUCUCAACCAGUGGGGCUCUUUGUGUUGCCCUCAAUAAGGCUGCUGCAGGCCGGGCGUACCAUUGCUUCAAGGAGCGCACCGUCACCAAAGCCUACCUUGCCCUGAUUCGUGGCUGGGUGGAAGAAGAGACCAAACUUCUGGAUUUCUCCAUUGGCAAGAACUCCACCGAGGGGAAAACACACAUGAUGUGUACCGAGGGAUCACAAGGUUGUGAGAACCCAAAACCUUGUCAAACCAAUCUAACAGUGUUGGAGUAUGGUUUGUAUGAUGGAGAUCCUGUCACCAAGGUGCUCCUGCAGCCACUCACUGGACGAACCCAUCAGUUAAGGGUUCACUGCAGCGCGAUAGGCCACCCCAUCGUGGGGGACUUCACCUACAGUUUGGGAGUGGACGAUGCCCCUUAUCGUAUGAUGCUGCAUGCCUACCUCCUCCACAUCCCCCUUGACCCUGAGCCCCUCCUCGUCUAUGCCGGUGACCCGUUUCUCACCACAGUGGAUGCCAAGUGGCUCCCGCAACGCUCAUUACGGCCCCUGGUGGCCACUGUGGAGGCCCUGCUGGAGCAAAGACUGGAGCAGAGCAGAAGGAUCAAAAAGGAAGAGAGUGAGAGAAUGAGAAGAGAAGAGGAGAGAAGGAAACGCAAAAAAGAACAGAAGAUUGAAGAGAGUGAGGAGCAGAGGAGACACUGUCAAGAGUGGCUGAGUGAAUGGGCCGGAGAUUAAACAAGUUCUUAGUUCAUUAUGUAUUUUAAUUUAUUUUACCCGUUUACAAAUGAAAGCUAUGUAGAGAAAGCCCGAUCACCAAUGAGUUACUAGCAUUGUGUUGGUAACUGCUCCCUGUCCAUACUGUCACUGUCACUGCUUCAUUCAGCUAGCUGACAAACAAGUGCCUGGCUCAAACUUAGGUUAACAAACCUUUACACAUUCCUACUGACCUGUUCAGCCGUGCAGAUCCAGGGCCAUCGCCAAAAUCAACAUGCUGGAAAGCAGCAUUUCGCCUUUCACAUGCUGGUCGCCCACAUGU